Tyto alba (common barn owl) is the source of this 9876-nucleotide messenger RNA. RefSeq names its product leucine zipper protein 1 (gene LUZP1). The transcript is spliced from 4 exons. The coding region runs from base 258 to 3590 and encodes 1110 amino acids. The record is from RefSeq and is a predicted model, not a curated record. NCBI's taxonomy places the organism in Eukaryota, Metazoa, Chordata, Aves, Strigiformes, Tytonidae.
CCUCCCCUCAUUGUCAGCGCCCGCACCCGCCGCCCGAGCCCGGAGCUCCCCGCGGGCUGCGGCUGCCCAAGCCCGGGCCGUCCCGCCGGCUGGAGCGCGCCGCGGGCGGGAGGCAGGCCCGGCCGCUCCCGCUGCCCAGGGUGAGAUUGCCUCUGUUUGAAGAAACUGUAACAUACCAGGAAUACACAAGGUGUUGAAGAUCACACCAUUCACCCCGACUAAGCAAAGCUUUCAGCUAAAAGGAAUAAAAAAUAAACAUGGCAGAAUUUACAGGUUACAAGGAAACCUCAAAUCGGCACCUACGAUUCAAAUUGCAAAGUCUUAGUCGCCGCCUUGAUGAACUGGAGGAAGCAACCAAAAAUCUGCAGAAAGCAGAGGAUGAGCUGCUUGACCUCCAGGACAAAGUUAUCCAGGCAGAAGGCAGCAACUCCAGCAUGCUGGCUGAUGUUGAAGCCCUGCGGAAAAGAGUGCUGAAGAUCGAAGGCAAGGAUGAAGAAAUUAGGAAGGCUGAAGAGCUUUGCCGGUUAAUGAAAGAAAAACUCGAAGAGGAAGAGAGCCUCACCCGAGAGCUGAAGUCAGAAAUUGAACACCUUCAGAGGAGAAUGGCAGAGCUGGAGAAGCUGGAGGAGGCCUUUGGCAGGAGCAAGAAUGACUGUACGCAGCUGUGUCUUAGCCUCAAUGAAGAAAAGAACUUGACCAAAAAGAUAUCUACAGAAUUAGAAAUACUUAGAGUGAAAGUGAAAGAACUGGAAGCAUCUGAGGAUAGGCUGGAUAAAACCGAGCAGAGCUUAACAAGCGAGGUAGAAAAACUGAAAUCCUUAGCACUGAGCUUUAUCACUGAAAGAAAACAUUUUAAUGAAAGAGAAAAGCAGAAUGAGAAAAUAAUCCAGGAGCUAACACAGAAACUAGAACAAAACAAUAAACUAAAUAGGGCAGAUCAAACUAGAAAUGCAUCCAACUUGCUAGAAAGGUCAUCAAAUAAUCUCCUGGACAGAAAUGAUUUGAGAAUUGAAGAUGACUUGACUUCUGCAUUGCCUUCCAAGGAGACCAGGAGGAAGGGAAGUGUGGAUUUCCUGAAACAUGUAGAGAAUGAAACCAGGAAUAAAUCAGAAAACCAAAAGAAUAAAAAUCAAGAAGACAACAAAGUGAAAGAUCUCACCCAAGAAAUUGAGAAACUUAAAACUCAGAUCAAACGUUUUGAAUCUUUAGAGGAAGAACUUAAAAAAAUGAGAGCCAAAAACAAUGACCUGCAAGACAGUUACUUGAGUGAACAGAAUAAAAACAAACUCUUAACAGGUCAGCUAGAAGAAAUAAAAAUGCAAAUAAAGAAACAGAAAGAUCUGGAGAAUGGAGAGGUUGAAAAUGAAGAUACAAGCUUUUCUAGCAGGGGAAAACAUGACAGACCUAAAUACAAAGGUGUCACAGCUGAUUUGACAGCUGCCAAGCACAAGCCAAGGGAGCUCUCACCACAGCAGCGCCGGGAAAGAGUAAGGAACAGAGAUUUCUCUGUCAGUAAUGACAGCUACAGCCAUGGUGGUAAGCAGGUGCCCAGUCCAAGCUUAAUGAACAGAAAAGCAGGAAAAGCAUCUGGUGUAUCUGCCCUUUCAGAUACUACUGUGACAGAUACAAAAAGACUGGAAGAGACAUCUUCAGUUUUCACUUUUCCUUCUGGUCAGAAGGAAGGUUGCGUCAUGCAGAAUGAGGGGAAGAGAUCGAAAGAGCAGCCAUCUGUCCUUAGCCGAUAUCCUCCUGCUGCACAGGAGCAGAAAUCUUGGAAGGUGUCUUCCAAACCUGUUGGUGACACAAGCCUGAGAUCCAAGGCUGAAAAGCCAUCUCGGGUGCUCCGUGGCAACUGCCAAACUGGUGCUGGCACACGGGAUGAAAAGUCAAGCAAAGGAGAAUCAGUGGCUUCUUUGGCUGAAAAGCUGAAAACAAGUCAGGCAGAAGUCAGUGACUGCUCAGGGGACAUGCUGCUCACCAGGGAUAAUCAUGCCUCUUCCAACGGCACAGCUUCGGUGUACAAGUACCACCUCUCCUCCCACGUGUCAGCGUCGGACUCCACUGGCUCUAAAGCAGAAGCAGGGAACACUUUUGCUGCAUCACACAGACAUCCAUUGGAGGGGAGGGCUAAAAGAGCAAUAAUCUCCCAGGAAAAAGAAUUUGCAGACACAUCACUUGAAAAUGCAAAGCUUUCAACACUAACAAAGCGUUCACAUCGCUCCAGAAGUCAGGAGGACAUUCUACAGAUUCUCACAGGUCUUGAUAAAGAAGUCAUGGAACAGUCUUCAGCUUUAGCAACGGAUCAUGUAAAUGCUGGCUUAAAAACGGACUCCAAAACCACCCAGAGUAACCAGGAGAAACUUAAUUCAAAUGAGGAAUUGGGAAGAAGCAAAAAACCAACCACUCAGUCAGAUUUUGAGACAAGACAGACAGUCAGUUGCAGGCAGUUCUCCAAUUCCAGGGGAGUUUUUAGAGCACCACUUACUGAAAAUGACAAAACCAUUGUAAAUGAUGAAGACUCCACCAAGUGUAUGAAACCAUCAGAUGCCAGCACUGGAGGAUUUAAAUCCAGAAGGUCAUUCAGCCCGAGAGAAGCUCUGAGAUCAAAAGCUGUCAUUAAACCUGCAAUUGUUGAAAAGGAUAUGAAGGCAGUCAUGGGAGGGACUGUUUCAGAGUCAGAGUCAGAAAAACAGAAGUCUGUUUUUAAAAUGGUAACAAAUAAAAUGACAAGCAGCAUCACAAUUUUCCCUUCUGAGCCAACAGCUCCAAGGACCAGUGCAGAUACAGCAGCAAAGGAAAGGCACGUUACCACCAGCAACAUCAGAGUUGCUUCAAAUGAGCCUUCACCAAUAGCAAACAAUCUCCCCACACCCUUUGAGAUAUCAAUAAAUAAAAGUGCUCUGAAAUUAUCUGAGAUGGACAGAAGUGGAGAGGCAGCGCUGAGAAGUAAAGCAGAAACAGUAGUUUCCAGAAGCAGCAUUAUGAUAAAGACUUGUGAACUUACGGAGAGGAACACUGAGCUGCCUUCAGAGACAAUCAGCUGGAAGAGCCAUGGCUCUUCAGAUGCAGCUUCAUCUGAAACAAAGCAUGUCACUGUGAGAAGUUCCUGGAGAACAAGACAAGGCUUACAUUCCCUGGAGGACUCUCAAACCAAAGUGGAAAAAAGUGCAGCUCCCAGUACUACCAACAUGUGCAGGUCCUCAGUGGACCUCUCAGAAAUGGAAGGGAACAGUGCAAGAACAAACUCCCUGGAGCAGAACUCAGCAAGGACCAGUGCCACAGCUAAUUCCUGGAGUGCCCCUGAACUGGGGUCCCGGAGGACCAAAAGUAACUUAAGUGCAUCUGAACUGCAAACACGCAGGAGCUAUGCAAGUGAACCUACAGCAGGUUCUGCUUGGCAACAGACCACGCUACCUGAUGAAAGCAAAGAUUUCGUGUCCAGUUCCAGAAGAAAACAGUACGGCUCUUCUGAGUACCUCUCACAGGUUGACACACCAGGGAAAAGGCCAGCCACCAAGAUGGAACUGCAGGAACCUGAAUCCAGCCCUCAUGCACCACCAGGUCUCCAAGUGGAGGAGCAGCUAGCUUAAUGGCUAAAAACAUUCUCCAGGGAAUAAGAAGCACUACACCUAGUCAUCCUCUGGCACACAUUGGACAAUCAGGGAUGGAAGAAAAAACAUUUGGAGAGAUAAAAUCAGAGCCCUUGACUUACCUGCUUCAGCUGACUGCUGUAGUACUAGGGUGAUUGUCUGCUGAUACAUACCUGCUGCUCUGCUUCCUAAAACACAUCUUUCUGGACACACUAAGAAGUGGAAAAUGGCCCACAUUAUAGUGAAUAUGACCUAUUGCCUGAAAUAUGGAUAAAAAUGUGCAUUCCAGCCUCCUCAGAGAGAGCUCCCUUCAGAGGAGAUAGAGGUCCAGGCAGACUUUAAUUCCUAGGUGUGCAGCCGUGCUUAUGUUGGUACAAGACUUUCUCCUGGGACUCCCUCUUUGCCUGUAUACAUGCCCAGAGCACAGUGCAUCUUUCCAUUUAUGGAUCACCCACAGCAGGAAAUAUCGUAAGACCUGAACCUGUCAUCAGUGUCUCUUACUGGACGUGCACAGGAGUUGCUCAGUCUUGAUACAAGAGCAGCAGUGAGGCAACUGAGAGCCCUACAUAGUCAUACCUCUUGGUGAAGUUGCACAAAGUUGAGAGCCCAGAGGGAUGUAGUCCCAGCUGACCUUUGCAGACUGGCAUUUAGAGAUAGGUAAUGUUUGGAGUAGAGAGUAGUGAACUGACGCUGUCCUCGUCGGUAGCUGAGGAAAGGGACACCACAGCGAUGUUCGGUGUGGUCACCAAGAGGUGUUACCCAGUGACAUUCAUCUGGCCACAUGCAGGCUCCUGUACCUGACGCUGUGCUAUGCUGCUUUUGUCUGCACAGACUGGGUCAACACCAAAUGAAAACUUGGGUAUAGUCAGGUCCCUGUAACAUACUCACCAUCAUUUGGAUCGCCUGUCUUGCCCAGACCUCCACCAACUGUAACAGGAGCCUGAACACCUUGCAUGUGGAGAUGUGCUUUGACAUUAGAUCAGCUCCAUCUCCUCUGUGUUGUCAGGUACUGUGCAUCUCACUUGCAAGAUCCACAUGCUGGGUGUGGAAGUGGGUGCAGGGUAUGCUGCAGCAUAAGAAAAGGUAAUAGGCCCUGCCUGUGUGGGGCAGGGCCAGGUCAUUCUGCUUUAGUCUUACUCCACUGUAAACACCGACAGAGCCUGUAUCUUCCAAACUGAUUCUGCCACUGCCCUAUGCCCCACCAUUGGGCUAGGAUCCUCUUGGGCUUUAGGAUGGCUGCCUCAGGGCAAUCAUGAUACUCUUCCCCAGAGCAAAAAUGCUGCCAGAGGCAGCUGUGGGUCCUGGACAGUCUGUGAUGCUGCAGGGUUGUCUCUUACAGGGUACUUCCCGUGCCUGCUGGACAACAUCUUGGAGAUGAAUUGUAUUGCCUUCCACUCAGUGAACACGCUGCACAGUGAAGCAAGAGGCAGGAUAGUACCAAGCUCACGGGCGUCACACCUGAUUGUAACCUCACCAAAGGCUUCAGCUAGCCUGAAACCAGUUUUCUAAUGCAGUUUGCAAGGUACAGGAGCUUUACCAGUGAAUUAUUUUUCUUCAUUGAUGAAGAGGCAGAUGCAGAGACUUUGCUCAGGGGACUCCCACUUCUCAUCUCUGUACCUGCAAUCUCAGUCUUCUCCAUAGCAUGCUAGGUCUGUCUCCAUACGGAAACCUUGACUGCACAGACACUCUGCAUGAUGGUACUCCCUGGACAAGCGAGAACGUCUGGUUAAUCACUUGCAUUUAGACAAGAUCCCAGAAGUAACCCUGUGACUACAGUCCACCAGCCCGACAGCUCUCCUACACAGCUCCACAACUGAAAGCUUUCAGUCCCUAGGCAGAGUUUGCAGUCUCCCAAUACACCCUUGUUGGCUUGGGUUGUGGUCACCCCAUACCUGUGUUCCCAUCACCCUCUGUCGCUAGGCAGGAGGAAACCAUUCCCCACUGGUUGCUUUACACAUUAAGAGGGAAGGAGAGCAGAUGUGGUUUAGAAGCAGCUUUUUUCCCUAUUGCUGUCAGUCUCUGCAACAAGCUUUGCAUGAUCUACUCAUUGCCAACUGAGAUCUUGCACCAAGAAGUCAUCCACUGAACCAAAGCAACAGCAGUUUAUGCAGCAGUGAAAAUUCCUCCUGACUUGGACUGGGCUGCUUUUUUACCAGCUUUAUGACCAUCAUGCUCUGCAGGCAACAACCCUGCUGCUUGAUCUCAGCAGUUAUGCUCUAAGGGAAAAACAAACAAGUGCUUUUCCUCGCAGACAAGCAGAACGUCUUUGUUCCUUCCUAAAACAGGGUGGAGCUCCGGUGUAGCUACCUCUUCAGGACCACCCCAUCUGCCAUGUCUAGGAUCCAGGUCUGGUCAGAGACUGCUUCAAAUACAGUGGUACGGGACCCUGUCAGUACCCACAGGCCACCGAGUGCAGCUGGCAUCACUGCUGGGGGGAGACACCGCCCCCACAGCUCCAAGGGGUGCUCAGGUGCUGGAGCAGCAUCUGCCCUGAGCAGAGUGAUUGCAUCUGGCUCACAGUCUGAGCUCUGCCAGUCCUUCCUUUACAGCUCACCACCCAGCUGCAGGGCUGGCCCACAGUUUUCCUGUCCUGUACACAAACACCACUGACACCCCCCCCUCCCGCCCCCCCAGUGCUUUCUUCUGCCUGUUGGAAACAGACACCCCUCUAUGGAGGGACAAGGACAAUGCUGCGGAAGGGAAAAGGUUCCUUAUGUUUUGGAGGUGUGGUGGGAACAGCUGCGACCCAGCAGCUCCCAUGUCUGAGUUGCACCCCACACUCAUCCCCACCUCUCACCUCCCAGACGAGCAGCUACCACGACAGCGUGCGUGACUAUCCAUACAUGCACGGUUAUAUGCCGUAUCUCCUCCCUGUCCCUUGGAAUUAUAUGCCUCAAUUCUGAGAGGCAAACCAAUCAAAAAAAAAACCAGAGCUGGUUGGAAAAUAUCUAUGAAAACAUUUAUAUAAAAAGGAAGGUGUUUCAUUGACAUGAUUGAUUUUUUUUUUAAUAAAGAUUGUUUGGAGGAAGGGAAAAAUUGUUUUUGAAAAAAGUGUUUCCUUUUGCAAUUUUUAGAUGGUUUCUCAGAUUUAUAUUUUUAACCCUUCAUUUUAUUCUUUUGUAUUUCAUGACGUGUAAGUGUCAAGUUGCAUAACAAGACAAAAAGAUAAUGCUUUUAAAUUAGCACUAAGUGGCAGCUCUAAUAAUCUUUAAAUUAUAUUAAAAUAAAUUAUAUCAACUGCUAUCUCUUACCAUUUCAUUACAUGGUAGUGCUAGUAGAGAAUGGGAUAAAUACCAAGUAUAAUGGGAAAAAAUUUUUAAACUCAGAAUCCAAACUAAAAGUGAAUGAAACUGAAAUUCUGAAGUUAAAUUCAGAUUUCUGAAAUGCCCCAUGCUUAUCAGGAAGUACUGAAAAUUAGUGCAGAUUUUGCGAUCUGAAACUCCAAUGGUGUUUGGGCGGGUUUUUUUUUUAAACAAGCCUGUGAAAUUGCAAUAUCCACCCUGAGCUCCCUGCUUUGCUCAGAGUUUAACUGCGUGGCAGGAUCAGCGCCACCACCACACAAAACAAGACAUUACUGAGAUUGAUUUCUUGAAUGGCAUCAGCUUCCCUUGCCUCAUUGUGCACUCUUGCAGGCUUUCCACGGCUGAUAGAGAAUUGCAACCUGACCAGAAGUGCCACAUCUGAGCAGUGCUCUUAUGGGGCUGGCUUGCUUGCUAGCCUCUCCUAGCCUCAGGACACUACGGUCUGACUCUUUACCCCUUGUUUUCAUGUUAAGAAAAUACUUGCCUUCAAAACUAAAUAUGCUGCCUUAGGUCCUCCUCCAUCCGUUGCAUACAAAACCCCCUUUGAGCCAGUGCAGCUGCUCUGCUGCGAGUCGCCCAAAUGCCUCCUGCAGUACAUGCUUGCUUCACCUGCGAGUUUGCAUCUUGGAGGCAUGUACCUGCCUCUUCAGACAUCACAGAAAUUACUUGUUUCUAUUUACAUUCCCAAAUGUGCUGUCAAGCAGCUCUCCAGCCACGUAAUAUAUACCUGGUUACAGUCCCUGUAGAAGAACCGCUGCUGACAACCUGCUUGGCACUGCAGUUCAGUCUCACAGAGAAGCAGCAUAUUUAGGGGGACCCCCACACCCCAUGUCGCUGCUGCCCAGGACUUGCAGCUUAGUUUUACAAACAGCCGGAUGGUGCACAUGCACUGAAGAGGACGAGGAUCUCUUUGAGCAGGGACUGUACGGCAUUCCUCCCAGUGAUGAGCCCCAUUCUGCUGCAGGACAGUGGUCCACAUUCCACAGGACACUUGGGUGUCCACACACAUCCACCAGCCCUCUCCUCCUCAUAUUCUUGGCAUGGAUCCAGCUUACCAUGGUGCUUCCAAAGCUCCUUCCAGCAGAACUGAUUUCAGGCCUGUCCAGGAAAGCCCUGCAUCCCUAUGAUACAACUUGCUGGGUUAACACAGGCUUCCUGUACCAACCCACAAAACUCUGGCUUACCCCUCAGCUUUCAACCCCACAGCCCACCCCAAUAACACAACCCCAUGUCUGAAGUGCAAGGGAAAAACCAUCAGCAGCAGUAGCUGUUGGUUUUACCCUUCUGUCAGCCAGGAACCAGACUUUUCCUUAGCAAGAAGAGGGCUUCACCCUGCUGCUCAGCUGCACACAGCAGGAGCCCCAGCUACUGACCCAGCAGUGCAGCUCUUCUGGCACUCUCCGCUCUCCUCAGGUGCUUCUCACAGGCAAUGUCUCCUUUCUUCAGCUGCCUCAGUCCUUUGUUCAGUAUUUUACAGCACAUACCUUGAAAUAUUGCGUUAGACUUGAUCUCACUGCUUGUAAAUAAUGAACACGUAUGUCAGUCAGUAACUGUACACUGGGUUGUUUUUACCACAACUGAGAUUAAAUCUGAGAAAGAAAACCCUCCUUAAAAUUGAAAGGGGCCAUGCCCUCUAAUCAUGAGUGCAAUAGGAGCUGAUUGUAUUAUUAAACUUAUAGCAAUGACUUCAGGAAACACAAUGUGUUUUACUCAAAUUGCACACUUUUUUUGAACAGUUGUAAAAUAGAGUCUAUGUGUAAAUAUUGCCAUCACUGAAGAAGUAUUUGUAAUUUUAGCAUAUAAAUAUAGCAGGCUUUUCAGUGGGCUUGAUGAUGCCAUGAGGCUAUGCAUCAAGCACUCGGGUAAUUCCAAAGUUGUAAAUGUAUUUGCUGUACAGAGGAAGUGUGUCAGUGCUCGCUUCUCCCAAGGAAACAGAGACACUGGUCCCUUCUGGAGAGUCAGUGGCUUUCCCCAGAAUGGCUGGCACCAGCCUGUGGGCCAGCAGCUUGCUGCUUCACAGAGCAGCUUCCUUUGUGUCCAGAACACCCGUGCAGCACAGAGAGCAACGCCUCUCCAGCUGCCCAGGUAGCAUGGAGGGGCGACAGCUUUGCAGUGCAAGCACCAGUGCCAUGCAUCGCCAAACUGCAGCUGAGCCGACACGGCUGAGGGGAUACCCGCAGUCCUCUUGCGGACAGUACCUCCAGGAAGGGAAAAGGGCAGGAAGCACAGGGCAGGGUGGUGCACUGUGGUGCAUCAAGAGACACUUGACAGGAGGAAUUUCCUAGCUACUGAUGGAAGCAAUAGUCACAUUAGUGUCAUCACUAGUAUAGUAGACCUCAUUUCUGCCACCCUUGCACAUCAUUGGAGUGGUCAAAGUACUGCUCCAAGGCCAGCCUCCAGUGGACUGCUCUGUAUGUGAUGAAACAUGAAGCAUUGUUUGCAGAUGUCUCUGAUGGUCAAUAACCUAAGGACCCAAAGGAUCAUCUUGCUAGGCUGCCCAGCAUGCAGUGCAGUCUCCUGCCUUGGGGAAGCAGCACUCCAGGCUGCAUGGAAUGUAUUUUUAAGAGAAUAAAUCUAUUUUUUUGUAUUUGCAGACAUAUAUUUGGGCUGGGGUAGCUUAGUUCCAAUACAAAUAAUACAAGCAAUCUUUUCAUAAUCACAGACUCAUCCAAGUUAAACAAAUUUUCCAGGGUUACAGUACUGCCUAUUUCCCUAAAACAACCUUUGUGUCCAAUAGAGCUAUCGGCACUGUUUCACCCUCUCUCAAAACUCUCCCUGUCUCAGCAUGCUCAGUAGAGGGAAGCCAGCUCUUUCCUCUCCAGGCUGCCCAUGCAGUGGAUACAGAUGGUGCUCACCUCCUUCCAGUUACACAGUGCUCUUAGUCUGCAUGCCAAAUGUAAACACACACUUUAUUUGCAUGUCUCUCCUGACUCGAACACUGUCAGCUCUACAGUAUAUAAUCAAUAAAAACUCUUCUCUUUUUA